UGGUGUGCGCAGCUGUCACUCAAAUUCGCCGUCACUCCUGCUUUAGUUUACGGGUUAAUCUCUAUGCAUCCUCACUGCAUCUGAGAUGACAUGAGCAACCAGCAGUUUACACAGAACAGCUGACAAUGUGAUCAUACAGAAUAAAACAACAUGUAAAGGCUCGAAGCGUCCAGGUUUCACUUUAACUGAUGAGGAGAGGGACGGGGUCUUUUGCUAUUUGAUAUUCGUGUUAUUGGAAAGGCGUGCCCUUUUUUAUCCGACCUGAAAACUCAUCGCAAUCAUGCAGCAAUCGUUCUGAUUCUCACGGCCCCCCGAGAGCCGUGAGAACCCGCGUCCACCGCCUUCGCCACGAACUUCAGCGCUGUGCGCAAACGGGACAUCUGGUGAGCUUUUACGCACAGUGGUGAGGCGCAGCAGCGGCGCGCUGCAUGCAACACGAAUGCACAGACGUGCAUAUAAACUCUCACGCGACUGAAAAAGACUCUUUUCUAGAAUUAUAACAUUUCAACCGCUCCUCGUUUCGUUGGACAUGGCCAAAGCGAUAUAAAAUUACAGACCCGAUUCUAGGACUAGCCUAAUUAACAAACCGAUCUCCAAUCACUCGCCAUGGAAGAGAAUCUGAGUAACUUGAGCGUGCUGAACUGGGAGCAGGUGAAGCGUCUGGAUGUCAUCCUUACCGAAUCCAUCCCUAUUCACGGCAAAUGGAACUUCCCCACUUUGGAGAUGAAACCUCGGGAUAUCGUCAAAGCGGUGCGGUGUCGCAUGGAAGAGCGCAAGAUCCACGUCCGGGAGGUCCGGUUGAACGGGUCCGCGGCCAGUCACGUUCUCCACGAGGACAGCGGUUUGGGCUACAAGGACCUGGACCUCAUAUUUUGCGCGGAUCUGAAGGGAGAAGUGGCGUUUCAGACCGUAAAGGAUAUCGUACUCGACUCCCUCCUGGAUUUUCUGCCUGAGGGAGUGAAUAAAGAGAAAAUUACUCCAGUGACAUUAAAGGAGGCUUACGUGCAGAAGAUGGUGAAAGUGUGCAAUGAUUCAGACCGUUGGAGUCUAAUCUCGCUCUCCAACAACAGUGGGAAGAACGUCGAAUUGAAGUUCAUGGAUUCCCUGCGGAGACAGUUUGAAUUCAGCGUUGACUCUUUCCAGAUUCGCCUGGACUCGCUCCUGCUCUUCUACGAGUGCUCUGAGAACCCAAUGGCUGAGACGUUCCACCCCUCCAUCGUGGGAGAGAGCGUUUAUGGAGACUUCAGCGUAGCCUUGGACCACCUGCAACGGAAACUGAUCUGCACACGAAAUCCAGAAGAGAUCCGGGGCGGCGGCUUGCUGAAGUAUUGCCACCUGUUGGUGCGAGGUUUCCGCGCCGCUUCGGAAGCCGAGAUGAAGCUUCUCGAGCGCUACAUGUGCUCCCGGUUCUUCAUCGACUUCUCGGAUGUGGCGGAACAAAGGCGCAAGCUCGAGUCCUAUCUGCAGAAUCACUUUGUGGGACUAGAGGACCGGAAGUACGAGUACCUGACCACCCUACACAGUGUCGUCAAUGAAAGCACGGUAUGCUUGAUGGGACAUGAAAGGCGACAGACUCUGAGCCUCAUCACCAUGUUGGCAGUACGUGUGCUGGCGGAGCAGAAUGUGAUUCCCAAUGUGGCUAACGUCACUUGCUAUUACCAGCCUGCGCCGUACAUUGCGGACGGCAACUUUAGCAAUUACUACAUUGCUCAGGUGCAGCCAGUCUACGCCUGCCAACCCACUCACACAUUCUCGCCAUGGUUGCCCUGCAACUGACCGAGUGUUAACUCACAUCUUGUCCAACAUGUCCAGUUAGAGCACUCGCCCAAUGAGACCAGUUGAGAAGUCUGUAUUUGUGUGCUCAACAAUGUGAGGAAAACCCAAGACUUUCCUAAUUGGCUGUUGCCAGCUCGCAGCAAGGAGAAGCUACGAGAGCGCCGGAUUGGGAGAAAGGGAGGGAGAGUGAGAUAACUUGGAUCUGUUCCCAUCGGGCAACACGUUCUACCUAGGCUUCCCAUGGCUAAGCGCCAGGCCUACAGAAGCGCAACACUGGCUGAGAGGAAACACCAUGGAGACAUUAUGAAGAGAAAAUUGUAUUUGUUUAUGUACAUAUUUGUGUGGUAGACAUACUUGAAGAAUCGAAGAGAUCCUGCAUAUCGUGUUGAAAGGGUGGAAAGAUUAGAAAGGAAAGUUUUAUUUUUGAUGCUCAAUACUCAUGUUAUCAGACAUAAAGAACUGAAAUCAAUGGACACUUUUCUCAAGCCAAGGAUAUUCUCGUAGAUACCAGAUACCCAAAACAGAUUAUCAAUUAAGUGCCUUAAACUGAAAAACGAAAGUCACUCUGUGAAUGACCCUAAAAAGUACAGAACGCUGGUCAAGGCAUCUUUUUGCAGUCACAUAAAACUGUGGGUAGUGUACAUGAAAUAAGUGAUGAAUAGUUGCAACACCUAUUUCUUAUAAUGGUACCACAAUAGUGAGAAUUAUGGGGGCUAUAUAAAAGUGUUGCAUGAGUUUUUCACAGCUUCUUGUCUCAUUUAAACUGACCUCAAUGUACUGUUGGCUCAGCGCUGGCUUAGCUCAGAUUAAAAUGUCCAGGGCAAUGCCAUUACAUCUAAGGCAGAGAGGUAAAACAGGUCGAGGCUGAACAGGAAGAGAAUUAAUGAAAGUUGUUUAAGUCCAAAUUGUUGUUGUUACAUCCAGGUUACCUGGUGUCUUUCUGCAGGCCUAAUUAUCACACAGCCACCAAAUCCAGAGAUUAUACCUUUGACACAUCUGACCUGCAUAACCUGGGGGAUUAAGACCAGCAGAUAUAGAGCAGUGAGAGGCAGAAGCACAUUUAAGGGAAGUACAACAUAUACCAAAGAUAUUCUUGAUAUUCCUCAAGAUUGUGAAGCAACAAUACUUGACGUUAGAGCAUCUACAUGCUGUUGGAACCCCAGUUGAAUUAUUCCGUAAAGUCUGAAUCAUCAAAGAGUUCUGAUAUAUGUUAAAGCCUUGUUCCAUAUACUCCCCUAAGCCCUUGCGGUCCUCCUCAGAGUCUACACUUGUGUGACAUAAUGCUGCAUAAUGCUGUCUGGUAGUCGUCCAAAGGUGCGGGCUCGGCAAAACGGGUGCAUCAAGGGCACUCAUGAGCACCCUUAAGAAUCCAAAAAUGGGACACCAUACAGUUACAUGCAUGCAAUGGCCGUCACAAGUCUGCAGGAUUGCAAGUUGGGACAGGGCCUGAGAUUGUCACUUGUACUCGUGGAUAAAUUCGCUGAUCAUACAGAGAUGGACACUUUCCUCCCAUACGCUCACUCACAUAUAAUCAUAUCUCUUAUUUUUCUACUGAUUCUUCUAUUUUUGUACAUUGUGAUGUUUGUGAAAAGGUCUCGGUUAGGACCUUACUCUAAUGCUGUGAAGAGUAUUGUUUUCUUUUAUGAGUCGAAAGAAAACCCGACCGAGCAUUAGUGCAGCAAAUUCUCAACAAGCAUUGGUGUAAAUUUUCAUACUGAGUCUUGGAUGCCCACACAAGUGUGAAUGUCUCUGUGUAUGUGUGUCUUAUCUUCUAAAUUAAACUUGUAUGUGAAUUCAGACGUGAACUGUCGAUGUCGCAAUGCAUCAUGUAUUUGCAAACAUGAAUGACUCAUUAAAUGGUGAUUUUCAAAAAAAAAAAAAAAAAA
Ctenopharyngodon idella (grass carp) is the source of this 3662-nucleotide messenger RNA. RefSeq names its product terminal nucleotidyltransferase 5Ab (gene tent5ab). The record is from RefSeq and is a predicted model, not a curated record. Gene Ontology annotation, biological process: mRNA stabilization. The transcript is spliced from 3 exons. The coding region runs from base 607 to 1776 and encodes 389 amino acids. NCBI's taxonomy places the organism in Eukaryota, Metazoa, Chordata, Actinopteri, Cypriniformes, Xenocyprididae. Gene Ontology annotation, molecular function: poly(A) RNA polymerase activity; RNA binding.